Messenger RNA from Vicia faba (fava bean), 1581 nucleotides. The record is from the annotation of a GenBank genome assembly. Lineage: Eukaryota; Viridiplantae; Streptophyta; Magnoliopsida; Fabales; Fabaceae.
AUGACUACACCAUAUGAGAAUAGUCGCCUCAAAAGAAUUGCAGAGAAUAAGAAAAAGUUAGCGGCUCUCAAUCUUCCUACACUCUCUCAAUCCCUUCACAAAUCAUCAGAGUCUUCUUCCAAACCAUCACUGUCUGUGAAGGGCCGUUCAAGGUUUGUACAACCUGGAGAGCUUGAAGUAAAUAAGAAGCGCCUACGUUCAAUUACAACUCGCAAAUCAUCAAUAACCCCUCCACCAAUGGAAACUACAAUAACCCCUCCACCAAUGGAAACUACAAUAACCCCUCCGUCAAUCCAAAUUGCAAAAGAUGUUGUGGUAGAAGAUGAGGAUGAAGAUGACAUGGUAGGAGAUGAGGCUGAUGAUGUUAUGGUAGGAGAUAGGACUGGAGAUGUUGUAUUAGGAGAUGAGGCUGAAGAUAUUGUGGUAGGAGAUGAGGCUGAAGAUGAUGUGGUAGGAGAUGAGGCUGAAGAUGUUGUAUUAGGAGAUGAGGCUGAAGAUGUUGUGGUAGGAGAUGAGGCUGAAGAUGUUGUGGUAGGAGAUGGGACUGGAGAUGUUGUUAAAGUGGCUAAAUCUGAGUAUUGGGAUGUAAAUGUCAUUAACGAGGAAGGUUAUGUUUCAAACACACGUUUAUGUGUGAAAGACUUGGUUGCGAAAUCAGAGCCUGAUGGAACAUGGAUAAUACUUGAAUUCAAUAAGAAUGAUUGUGCAGUAGGAUCGGCUUCUGGUUUGCUAGCAGGAUAUUUGGGUAUAAUUAUUAGAAUGUUUAGAGAUAUUCCCAUAAUGUUUGAGAGUUGGAAGAAUGUUCCAGCAGAUACAAAAACAAAGUUUUAUGAAUCAAAGAUAAAGCGCCAUUUUCUUGUGGAUGAUGGGCGUGACAAAGAUUUUGAAAAUCUUCAAAAUUAUCCAAAAUGCAGAGGCAUUCCUGAAAAUGACUGGGCUGUUUAUGUUCAAUAUAGGCGGAAAGAAAAAACACAGAAAAUAUCCCAAAAAAAUUCCCAAAAUAGAGCAAAAUUGAAGGCUCCGCAUACACUCGGAUCUAAGUCGCUUGCAAGGAAGAAACAUGAGUUGGAAAUGAGAGAUGGACGAACAUACAGCAGAGGAGAAAUGUAUGCAGUUUCUCAUAAAAAGCCUAACGGGUCAUUUAUCAAUGAAGAUGCAUACAACAAUAAUAAAAAAUUACAAGCUGCAAAUAAGGAUUCUGUGUUUGAAAAUGAGGCAUUUCAGAAAGUAUUUGGAAAAGAAAAGCAUGGAUAUGUUCGUAGUAUGGGACUUGGAGUUACACCAUCUCAAAUUAAUAGAUCUACGAGAUCGACAUCUUCUUCUGCAGAAAGUGAACAAAUAAAGGAAAUGCAAGAAGAAACUAAUGCACUUAAAGAAAAGAAUUCAAAAAUUGAUGAAUUAACACAGGCAAUCAUAUUCUUAACGCAAAGGGACAAGGCGAGGACAAAGGAAAUUGAACUCUUAAUGCAAAUGCAGAAUUUUAGUGGAAGACAGGGAUUGGAAUCACCCGCUGAUGGUAGACGUUCAUCUGAGUCUAGCUACCGUAUUGGAGAUAAUGGAACUUCAGGGGGGACAAAUUAG